Molecule: messenger RNA, 4940 nt
Organism: Manis pentadactyla (Chinese pangolin)
Lineage: Eukaryota; Metazoa; Chordata; Mammalia; Pholidota; Manidae
Gene: MARVELD3
Product: MARVEL domain containing 3
Exons: 3
Coding region: 143-1267 (374 amino acids)
Cellular component (GO): membrane
Source: RefSeq, a predicted model, not a curated record
CAGGUGAGGUCCCGGGACCGCCACGCGGCCAGUGCGCGUGCGCGCAGGUGAAGGCCCCGCCCCCGGGCUCGGCCACCUGCCCGGGACUCCGGCGGUGGAUUGCUGCCCCCGUCGCGCCGGGGCGGGAACACGGAAGCGGACCAUGGAAGAUACGUCGGGGACUAGCGAGCCCCGGGCCCGGCCGAGAGAGCGGGACCCAGCCCGGCACCCCCGCGCGGACAGAGACCGACACCCGGAGCGGCAGCGGGACAGACCCGGGGACCGGCGCGGGGAGAGAAGCGGAGGCGGGCGGAGGGACGGGGACCGGGACGUGGGGAGGGACCGAGACUCCCGACAGGACAGACACGCGGCCGGGGCCCACCGCUCUGGUGAACAAAGAGUUUGGGAAAAGUCCCGCCAAAGCCGGACGCGGGACGGACACCGAAGGCCGACCUGGGACGCAGCCCCGCCCCCCUGGCCCGCGCCUUGGGAAACCCCGCAGCCGCCGCCCCAGAGGAAGGAGGGCCUCGAGCGCCGGGGCCCGGAAAGUGAACCCACUUCAGGGCGAUUCCUGCCCCUGAACCCCAGGCUUGGACGCGGGGAAGAGGAAUAUUACCAGUCAGAGGCUGAAGGACUCCUGGAAUGCCACAAAUGCAGAUACUUGUGCACUGGCAGAGCCUGCUGCCAAAUGCUGGAGGUUCUCAUGAACUUGCUGAUCCUGGCCUGCAGCUCUGUAUCUUACAAUUCCACAGGGGGCUACACAGGCAUCACCAGCCUGGGGGGCAUUUACUACUACCAGUUCGGAGGGGCUUACAGUGGUUUCAGUGGUGCUGACGGGGAGAAAGCACAGCAGCUGGAUGUCCAGUUCUACCAGCUGAAGCUGCCCACGGUCACGGCAGCAAUGGCCUACAGCGGAGCCCUCAUGGCCUUCUGCUGCCUCCUUGUCGCCGUGGGUGUCCUGCGGGUCCCAUGGCAUUGCCCCCUGUGGCUGGUGACCGAAGGCUUGUUGGACAUGCUCAUGGCUGGGGCAUAUAUCCCAGCUUUGUAUUUCUACUUCUACCACCUCUCCACCGCCUAUGCCUCUCCCGUGUGUAAAGAGAGGGAGGCUCUGUACCACAGCAAAGGGUACAGUGGCUUCAGCUGCAGUCUCCAUGGGGGAGAUAUAGGAGCUGGAGUCUUUGCUGCCCUGGGCAUUGGGGUCUUUGCUCUGGGGGCUGUGCUGGCCAUCAGGGGUUACCGAAAGGUCAGGAAGCUGAAAGAGAAGCCUGCAGAGAUGCUAGAGUUUUAGGAUUGUUAACUUGUCCUGCCAAACAGAAGCUAUGGAAGUUACUCUGAAUUACUGUCUUCCACAGCAUGCUUUGUUGUGGAACUUGAAAACGCUUGAAAAGUCAGAGGCCGGCUUUGGCAUCCUGGGUGAGCUCUGGGUUAGAGUGGUGUUCUCUGAUGUGUAAGCCCUGGUUCUGGAUCCUCUGUUGAUGAGGGACUGACUAAAAUUAUUAAAAACAUAAACAACAAAAACUGGAGCCCAAAACUCGCAAGGAGAAGAUGUGCUACAGCUAAGUGCACUUCUUGAUUAAACAAAGGGAGAUGUCCAAGCAAACCUCAGGAGCCCUGUCUUCCACGUUCAUAAAAAGGCACACAGACACAUGACAUUUCAGCCUGAACUUUUCUAAACACAGCUGUCAUAAGCAGAUUAGGCCCCAACUUUUUCUACAUUGAACUCUCUGAUCCUUUACUUCCUUAAUCUGGAUGGCAGGGUAGGGACGCCUGGAAGACCACUGUGAGGUUUAUGUUGGAGGUGGGCGCGGGCUGAGGAAGGAGGAAUUGGAUUAAUGUACUGGGUUGCAUAAAAGCUAUUCUCACAAGCCCCUCACAAGGGCCUUGAAAGCCCAAUAGUGUUUUGUACCUCUUGUAAAUGUGGCAUUGUAUGAAUAAUUAAACCCAACAUCUGGAAUUCAGGAUCCAUCCAGAAUAAACGAAUGUAAGCUCUUUCCCAGCACAAGAAUGCUGCUUUUCGGCAAACAACUUCACGGGUUCAUAUUGCAUGUUAAAUUAUGACUCAUGGAACAUGAUGAUAUAUUCUUGGUAUAAGUGAAUAUGUUCUUUGCUUUAUGUGAAUCCAAUAAAAAUCCAAAGAAAUAUCUUAAUUUGGAGGUGAUGGUUCUCUUUAUAAUACAUUUAUAAUAUUAUUCCCUUAGAUACAGGCAACUUACCACAUUUAAGAUGAGUUCCAUUUGGGUUUAGAAAAGGAGAUGCAUAUAUAUGUACAUGCUUCAAGUAUUCUGUGAAUAUAUAAGAAAGCAUUAACAAUAUUUGCUUCUGGAGAGAAGGAGAUUUUAUGUUUCAUUUUAUGCAUGACUUGACUGCACAUGUUCUAUUUUGGACAAAUAAAAAAUAAUUUUUAUUUGCUCUCCUCAGUUUUUUCACAUUUUACAGUGCAAAGGCAGAAGUAAUGUAUAAUAAAGCAGAAUAUUAAAUGAUCAGCUACAAAAGCAGCCUUACCAGAAAGACACUAUUUACAAUAAAAACCUCAUGUCCAUUGCAGUCUCCACUUUCCCUCUGGAAAGCUCUGACUUGUCCCCACCAUAAACUGCUAGCUCUUGUAGUGACCCUUUUUCUUUUCUCCUGGUGUCCGUGAAUCUGUGUGACUGCAUGCUUGGAAAUACUUGAACGUGUUUGGUGUCGAGAGCCAAACCAGGUCAGGCCUGGCUGGGACUGUGAGAUUAUUCAGUGGCCAUAUUCCUUCCAUCAGUCUCCACAACAGACCAUUAUUCCUCUCAAUUCCUGCAGCCCAUGGGGUAGUUGACAAGAUCUAGGUUUACUCCAUUUCAGCCUAGCAGAUAUGUGCUUGCACAGAUUAUGACUCCACUGUUUUGGCAGAACAUGUCCCAGAAGGAGACGUGCGGAUUUCCACAUCUAGUGGUGGUACAAUAUUUGUUUCUCUUUAGGGGUGAGAUAGUAAUGUGCAUGCGGAAGGAAAACUGAGGCAGAGAAAGGUGUUGGGAUAGCUACUCCCCUGAAUAGGAAUGAUGUGUGGACCAGUUCACUUGCUCUGCUGCAGGGAGACAGUGGCGAGAAGCUUGCAGUGUCUGGGUGGCGAGUGGGCAGUUCUCUUCUGAUGUUAUUUUCAGAUUGAAAUUAGUGGAACAUAGCUUCUCAGCUGUCGGAGCCUUUGACUGCUGUGUCUCAUGGACCUCCUAGGAAUUUGCGUGGGCCCAGCAGGAGAUGGGAUCAGCAAGCCCAGUAGCUGUUGCCUAAGUAUGUUAGAGAUACUGAUCUGCCUGGAUUAUAACCGUUGGACCCCUUAGUGCAUUACUGGGUUUUCCUGAUUUUUUGGAAACCAUGCUUUUCAUAAACUCAGCCCAUUUCUUCUUACAUCUCUUAAGUCCCUUCCAUUUUACAAACGUUACUCAGUAGCAUCACCAUCCACUUGUUUAACAGUUGAUGAUCUUCCCAGUAUUCUCAUGCAGUUGCUUUCAUUUGGGCCUCCCCCCAACCCUGUGGGAUAAGACUGGCGGCAUUAUCUUCAUUUGUUAUAUGAAGUGUCUGAGGCUGAGUCACAGACAGUAAACAGUAGCAACAAGAGCUUGGCGUUCCCACUGCAGUUUGUAUGCUGUUCUUAUUCUCACCACGGAAUCCUGACAGAAUGGCGGGAGACACUGGCCCAGAAGAGGCCGGGGCCUGUGCCAGUGACGAUGAAAGCUGGCAUCAGACAGGAAGAUACUGUCUCUUCGGCCUGUCGGUUCCCGCUGCCUGUGGCUUUUGUAGGUUCCUUGCCUGUGGGAAAGCACCAAGAGUACAGCCCAAGUAUCCGUCAGUAGGAUGCUGGUUGACGAGGCCGUUCCACCCACACAGUGGAGCUGGAGGCCAUGGAACAAAGCGUGGACAGUGGGGGGGGCUGAUCUCAAAACCACUCUUGACAUAGUAAACAACAAGGCGAGACCCAGAGCCGUGUCGGCGGUGUGCUUCCUUAUCAAAAAAAAAGGAACUGGGGGAUAAAAUGCCGAUCUGAACACUUUUAUUUGCAAAAGGAACACUGAAAAGUUACAUUAGAAAAUAAUGAAAGUGGUUGGGGUAGGCAACAGGGUGGACAGAGACAUGAGUGAUUUCUCAGUUUGCACCUUUUUGUGGCAUUUUUUAAAAACUCAAUUUUGAAAUAAUUAUAGAUUCACAAAACAUUACAAAAAUAAUAGAUCCUGAGUUUCCCCAGUGGUAACUCUUGCAUAACUCUAAUACCAUAUCAUAACCAGAACAUCAACGAUCUACAGCUUAGAUUUCCCCAGUUUUACAUGCACUCAUGUCUGAGUGCAGUUCCGUGCACUUUUAUCACAUAUAGAUUGUGUGGGAUAAGACUGGCCGUAAGACAGAACUGCUCCAUCACCAGGCAUGCCUACAGCUCCCCCUUUCCAGUCACACCCAGCCCUCCCCAGCCCCGUCCCCUCACAAGCGUGGAUCCGCGUUCCAUCUAAUUUUGUCAUUUUGAGACUGCUGCGUGAGUGAAAUCAUACAGAAUAUAACUGUGAUUGGCCUUUUUCACUUGUAAUUCCUUUGAGAUCCAUCCAAGUCGCUGCGUGUGUCAACAAUCUGUUCCUCUGAUUGUUGAGUUUUCCAUGGUGUGGAUGUACCAGAUUGUUCAGCCAUUUGCCCAUGGAAGUACAUUUGGGUUUCCAGUACUUGGCUAUUACAAAUAAAGCUACUGUGAACGUUCGUGUACACAUCUCUGCGUAGACCUUAAGUUUUCAUUUCUUUAGGAUAAAUGCUCUGGAGUACUGUUGCAGGGUCACAUGGUAAGUAUAUGUUUAGUUUUUUGAGAAACCCAAAAAAUUUUUCCAGCAUGACAAUUUGAUUUUUGAAACAUAUUAAAAAACAAAAACCAAGGAUGUUAAUAUUGAAUCUGACCGUGUCCUUAAAAUCAGGUCACCAGUGGUAUUUCUCUAGUCUGCUCUAGAGAUUUCCUGGGU